Molecule: messenger RNA, 3827 nt
Organism: Saccostrea echinata
Lineage: Eukaryota; Metazoa; Mollusca; Bivalvia; Ostreida; Ostreidae
Product: interactor protein for cytohesin exchange factors 1-like
Exons: 2
Coding region: 18-425 (135 amino acids)
Biological process (GO): retrograde transport, endosome to Golgi; endosome organization; receptor recycling
Cellular component (GO): early endosome; trans-Golgi network; recycling endosome
Source: RefSeq, a predicted model, not a curated record
AGCAAAAAUUUAGAAAAAUGGCAGAGUCGGAACCAUCAAGUAGCCGAACGAAUAGUUUAAAUACAUCUAGUAGUCAUAACGACGAGAACCACACUCAUGUUGAAUUGAAAGGUUAUUUGUGGAAGAGAACAAAAUUAUCAAGAAAGUGGAAGAAACAGUGGUUCGUUCUGAGAAAUUCGGAUUUGCUCUAUGGAAACACACCUGAGACAGCAGUAAAAAAUAUUCCUCUGUCAAAUGCUGAAAUCUCGGAAACUGAUAUAGACAAGAAAGAACAUGCAUUUAGGAUAAAGCCCAAGGAUAACAGUCGCACCUUCUACAUUCAAGCAGAAAAUGAAAAUGUUCAAAAUGACUGGAUGCAAGCGAUAUGCUUUGCAAAGGCAGCAGGGCAUCACGGUGAUAUUUCUCAAGCAUGUACUAUACAGUAAUAUUGAAGGAUGGUCACAAAAGUAAACUAAAGGAACACACUUUAAACCUGCAGACUUUUAAACAUUCUCCUUCCUUUUGAAAUCACUGGGUCCUCCCCUUCUUUUGGUUUAAAUGAUCCAACAGUUUUAUUCAGAAUUAAAAAAUAACAGGCUAUGACUUUGGUUCAUUGACCAUUAUAAUAAAACAUUUACUUUAUAUAAUAUAUUUCUGGUAAUAUUAUAAUGAAAAUUGUAUUCUUGUUCAUCGUUGGAAACCACAGUCAAUCUUCCAUAUGCAUAUUCAAUAAGCGUAUGUGAGAUUGACCAUGGGUUUCUAGUGAAGAUUCUUCUUUUAAUAGAUAUUGGUUGUGCGUCAAUAUUAAAGAUAUUUUCUUUUUAAUUUUUACCUUUAAAGCCCUGGCUAUUUAAUUAUCAUAUUGGUAGGUCACUGCUUGAAUUUUACAUCUUAAAUUUAAUAAGACACUGUCUUAAUUAUUACGGGAGUUAACACAUGUAUACAUUACAACUAUUUCCACUGAUGAGAAAUUUUCAUUUUUUUUUUCUUUUUACAAUUUCUGAUGUAGUGAUCAGUUGUUUAUAAAACUGAAUUCUUAUAUUUAUUAUUUAUGUUUAUACAAUACCUAUGAUAUUGAUCAGGACUGGCUUCCACAGUCUGAGUUUACAAGUAGAUAAGGUGACAGUUAUCAGUGCCUAUGUUCAUUUUUAGCAGACAUUAUUGUUUAUAUUAUGUACAUGUAAUAUGUAGUCAUUUUUAUUUUAUUUUCAUUAUUUUGGGAGGUGGGGUGGGGGGUUAUUCUUAUUGGUGCCAUUUGCUCAGAUGUGCAAAUGUAUUGUUGAUUUUUAAAGUCAAAUUUUGCUUGUUUGAAUUUGAAGUCCUUUGAUGGAGAUAGUAGAAAAUUUUUCUUCCAAUGUAUUUUCACUCCUUUUCAUUUUCCUGAGUUUUAAGUUGUUGCAAUUGUUGAAUUCAUAAUUAUUUAAUGGAUCCCCCCUUUUUUGCCAUCAAAUUAAUUAAGAAAGAAUGUCCGUCCAAAGUACAAGCUUGUCAAUGUUAGGUUGUCAUUUUUUGGUACAGGAAAACAAAUCUACUGGUCAGGUUUUGUACAAGCUUUUUACUAUUUAAUAUUGAAAAUACUAUUUCACAAGUCAGAAUAUGGAAGUUUUAGUAAGAAGAAAAACUACACUUGUACUAAGAGCUGCUUGCUUAAGUUACUUGUAGUAAGUGAUCAUUACCGGUACCUGUUAUGUAUAGUUUCUACUGAAAGUAGGAAUACUGGUAUUUACAUGUAAAUAAUGGUAUUUUAUUUUAAAGUAAAACUUACAUCAAAUUGUUAAUAUUAAGUACAUUUACUCAGAGAUUUAAAGCAUACAUGGUGUUUGGUUUCAAAGAUAUUAGAAUCAGUUAAUAGUAAUAACUAGAUUUUCACCUUGUUUUCUCCAUUCAAUCAAUGUGGCGUAGAUUGUUAUACUCCACACAUUAGGUAAGCAGGAUGAGCCUCUGUAUUGAAUGUGAGUUCUGUGUGCCCAUCAUCUUCUGAGCAGCUAUUUUAAGGAUUAGGGUGAUGGUUGUGGCUCUCACACUUUAAUGUUUUUCAAAUGUCCCUUUUAUAAUUCAUGUCUUUGAGAGAGAGACAGAUCUUUCCACAUUUAUGAAUACGUGUUAUGAUGUAUUAUCCAAAAAUUUGUGAUUGAACAUUACUUGUACGUGAGAACAUUCACUUGCAUGUAAAUAUUAGCUCUUUCAUUUUUCAUAUGCUAAAGAAAUAGUGCUUUUGUAUUUACAUACACACUUUUUUCAUUCUGAAAUUAAAUGGUUUCUGAUGUUUACAUAAACUGAUAGAUAUACUGGAAUUACACAGGGAAAAGUGGCUUACAUGACAUACAUGUGAUUAUCCUUUUAUUUGAAAAUUAUGUGAUCAUGUAAAAUUUAUAUGAAUAUUUUUAAAUAUUUUUUUCAUGCAAAUAUCAUGUGAAUAAGUUUGUAUGAUAUUCACAUAAUUUUUUUUUUUUUAGAACUUUCAUGUGAAGUUUUCUUUGCUUGAUAUAUAUGCGAUAUGCUCUUCAUGUAAAAUUCAUAUGAAAGUUAUGUCAAAAAGGCUUUAAGUUUUCACAUAAAUUUCACAUCUUGUUUUUUUUUCUCUUUCUCAUGCAAAGAAUUCACAUGAAAUUCAUGUGAAUUUCAUAUAAAAUUUAUGUAAGCCACUUUUGCCUGUGUAGGAGUGUAAAUCAUUAAUAGAAACUAAAUUCAGAGUAUAUUUUUUUCUAACUUGAGAUAUAAUUAAAUACAUUACUAUGAAACAAUUUGUGUGAUGAGAUCAUUCUCAAAUAGUGCUCAAUUGAUGUUAAAGGAACAAGGGUUAAGAUGGCUUAGGAGAAUCAUAAAUGUUUUUUUUUUUUUUUGCACUGGUUUUGAGUUUUUGUGUCAUUGAACUGCGCAGCUGUUUUGUUACAUGUAAUUUAAUGACUGUUUUUCUGUUUAUCAGGGUUGUCCCUAAGACCUUGGGGACAGGGAAUUUCCCUGUCUAUAAUGACAUAAUCCUCCGAGUAUUCUGGUAUUACUCCUCAACCCCCUCUUAGGGGAGGAACUCCAGACCCUCUUCUACUUGUUUAAGUCCCCUGCUAUUUCAAAUCUUGGAACAACCCUGGUAUCUUUGUAUGAGUGACAUUUUGUCAUUUAGAGUAGCUAACAUACAGAGUUAUGCCUCUUCAAUCAUACAGCAAAGUUUUUUUAAAAUGCUAACUUUUUGACAGAUAAUGAAUUUAAAAGUUAAUUUAAAAAUUAAUAAUGGUAAAUAUAACAUAUAUGAUGGUUAAUAAUGAUAAAUAUUAUAACAUAGUUUAAUUUAUAAAUGAAAUGGAUGCAAAAAAAAGUAGUCUAACGUUACAUCCUAAAUUGUUGAAAAUUUGGUUAACAAAUGAUAUUUGCAAGUAAAAGGAACAAAAUGAAACAUAAAGUUAUUAUUAAAGAAAAAGUUGCCAAUUUUUUUAAAAAAAAAUUUCCUCAUGUACACUUCCCCAUUGUUCCGGAUGUUGUAUCAUUUCUCUUUUCAUUCAAUGACUAUAGUUCUUUGUCAUAUUUUGUUAUUUUGCAUUUAACUGUUACCAUGCCUUCAUCUAGAUAUGUAGUUAUAUUGACCUUAGUAUUGUAUACAUGGUAUAAGCAGUGUUUUACCUUUUGAGAAGCAUUUAAGCUUCUGGAUAUAUAUUCCUGCGCUAUCUACAAGCUACACACAAGUGAAAGCUGUGAUAUAUUUGUUUUUGUGUAUUUUAAAUAGAUUUUAUUGAUUGGCAUGUGGUUAUAUAUAAGCAACAUGCACUAUUACUGUUGUGAAUAAUUAUUAACUAUUGUUAUCAUCCGGCAUUGUCAUCUUUUUUUGGCUAUUUAAUUAAACAAGAAAGAAUUAU